GUGUGCGCGCAUCUGUUUACUUUUGCUGCUAAAAAACAAAAAAGAACCAGCAACAACCACCAGAAACCUUAGCGCCAAGCAACUUAUUAUAGGUUGCCUGAACUCCAAAUAUCUCCUGCUUGAAGGAAACUGAGUAAUGAAGGCUGAAUGCAAUUUCCUGUGGAAGAGGCUGGAGGCAGAGCUUGCGGGGCGAGGGGGAGAGGCAGAAACUUGUCCAUUUGCAACCAAACAGUGCAAUAAAGGACAAGCUGCGGAGAUAAAGGAGUGAAGCAAAGCGCCCCCUCCCCCAAUUUCUAAUGAAGUGUGUGAAAGACUCUUAAUAACGGGGCAGAGAGCGGAAGCCAAAAGUUGUGCUUUGAGUUUGAGCCCAAUUUUAAAAAGGGGGCUGAAUUGCUGGCAGCGAGAGAGAAACUUGUAUGGAGAAGACAGUAAGAUGACCCUCGGCUUGUGGGAGCGCCGUUAAACGAUUCACCCAAAGGCUCAGUCCGAUGUCCCAGGUGAGAAGAGAGCCGUCCAGCCGCUCUGACUCGCUCCAUGGAGACCCCCAGGUGGAUCCGGCGCCCUUCCCAUCCCCCAGCGCAGGUAAGCACAGAGAGCGCUUGUUCCCGAAACUUACAAACUACCUCGAUACUUACUUGUAGUUGGGAGUGGGGGAACUUCCAAGCUCUCUUGGAAUUUUGUAUAGAAGACCUUGGAUUUUGUGUGUGCACGCGCGCGUUUAGCUGUGGGCCUGAUUCUAAAAAGGUAAACUCCAGGGGGAGAAAAGAGACUUUUUUCCUCCCCCUCCCCCAUCUCUCAUGUCGAAACUUUGAUAGUAUAUAUGAAUAUUGCAACAACAAAAAAGCCUCCUGUGAUCUGUGCCAGCUGGCCCCCAGAAUGUAUGCGCGCACACACAUCCGAAGUCUGGCAAGGCAGAUUCCACCCACCCCCCACCCCCAUUACGCUUUGAUUUACGCCGCAUCCACCAAGGCGCUGGCCCAGCAUGUGUGUUUUGGAGACUUUUCCUUUUGUGUGCGCGCGCACAUACAUGCAGCGUGCGUGCGUGUGACUUUUCCUCCUCGAAGGCUGCACACAGGGCUGGAGCUGCGCGAGUCUCCCAGCGCCUUGGCUCUUUCUCGGGUUGGAUCAGCGUUGAUCUCUCUCCCCCUCCCCUGCAAAAGCGCAGGGCGUUCACGAGAGCGCGUUUGCUGGGGGCUUGCGUGCCAGAGGGUCUCCUCCUUCUCCUCCACCAUUUCCUUUUUCUCUCCAAAGCCUCUUUCGUGCGCCAUUCUCUUUUUUUGCAGGACUGCAAACACUUCGCAGGCGUUGGGGGCUGGGGUGUGGAGAGACCCGAGCUACUCACAAGAACUUUUGUCUUCCUUCAGGCAUCGCGUGUUGCUGGGCCCUGGGCCAACUCCUUGUGGGAUUUGGUCUCCUCCACCCCUCCCCUUUCCCCCACUUCGAGUCCUGAUCAUAUUAAAUUUAAUAACAUCCUCUAGGCCGAGCUGCAGCCAGGAAAAGAGUUUUCUUCUUUGUUCCAUCCAAUCCUUUCAACAGAUCUAGCUUCGGGCUCUGUAACUGGGGUGGGGGGAGUGGGCUGUGUACACUGAAGUUAGGAGUGUACAUUCCAGUAUCCCUUGCAGCAGCCUUGGCUGCAGACUGCAUUUGAGGCAUCUGGAGAGGAUUCAGCAGAGAUGCCCCCUUCCAGGCACUGCUGACCUGUUGAGUUGCAACUGAUUCACACAACACGGGAAACCCGUUUAUAAAAACUCAAUUGGGGGAAUGUGGGCCAUGGUUGGGCACAUGGGUGAUUUUUAGGCCAAAUACCAUUUCCCCCAAGAUGUACUGGUGUUGUUGUUUUUUUAACCUUAUGGCUGACUGAUGGUUAGGUCUCUAAAUCAUGAUUUUAAGGGCAUAAGAAUUUAGGAAACUGCCUAUAUGGUUCAUCAAGCUCAGCAUUGUCUACACUGGCAGCAGCUAUCCAGGGUUUCAGAUGGGAGACAUUCCCAGUCCUACCUGGUGAUGCCAGGGAUUGAACCUGGGACCUUCAGCAUACAAGGCAGAUGCUCUACCACAAAGCUACAGCCCUCCCCUCAAAACCCUACCUUGAAGGGUUCGUAGCAGUUCAUCUACACUCUUUGUUAAUAGAGUACCAUUGUUGCGCCGAUGCUUUGCAGAGGACAAGAGGACAAGUCUCUGUCCCAAGACGUUUACAAUCUAAAACCAGAUACAAAAGAUAGACAAAAGAGAGGCUGGGAUUAAUACGGAAAGAAUAUAUAAUUACUUGCCUUACGUGUGCUUUGAUUUGGUUGUAACCCUGGUUAGGUAGGCCUGUAUCAUGUGCCAAUUUUGGCCCCCCAAUGUGUUUUUUGAGGGGGCCUGGCCCCCUCAACAUUCAGAGGGGGUCUAGCUCCAUCCCCAUGCUCUCAUGGCGUUGCACAUGUGACAUCAGGACGUCACAUUGGGCCCCCUCAAUCAUCUUGAGACGAUGGCACCUCUGGUCUCUAUUAUCGUCGUGUUUGUGUCAUUUAUAUGUUGACAUUUUUUAUCUUCCAAACAUUUCUGUCUUCACAGCAACCCUGUGGGGGGGAUUAGAUUGUAAGACUAUGACUGGCCCAAAGUCACCCAGGGAGUGAGGAUGUGAAUCUGAGUCUCCCCACUCCUAGUAUGGAGUCUGAGGGAGUAGCUUGCCUAAGGCCCUUCCACUGAAGUCACGCUGGGUGGGGAUCUGAGCUCCACCCAAACUUCGUAGAUAAUAGUUUAUGUUUUUUUCAAAAACGAACCAUGAAACCUUUGUAGUGACCUUUAAAAAAAGGUGUGGUAAAUUCCCAGCUUGUAUUGGGAAAUCAGGACUUGAAUGUGGGGUGUCGUGAUUGCAUGGCUGCCUCAACCUACACGGAUUUCUGCCUGUUUUCAUAGGAGGCCAAUGCAUGAGACCCACCCCCUUUGCCUGUGGUUGUCCCUGCCCCUUCCAUGCUCAUGACCAGCAGAUUGUCGGACUCACUGUUUUAAGAUGGCAGCUUUUGCAUCCCAUGUCAAGCUUGCCGUGAACAGCAAGCACCUCAGGCAUAGAAUGUCCUCCCCAGACUAGAGUCUCAACUGGCUUCAGCCCUCUGAUCUGAUCAGCACUGGGUGAAGAUGUUCUUUUUUAUUUUCCUUGGGUUUAAAUGUAUUUUAUGAUGCCCUGAGAUUCUGGAAGUUUUAAGACCUGUGAGAACUGUAGUCCUGAUGUACGUUUGUUAUGCUAGUGCUACCUUCAGCUCCUGUUUUCAUAUUUUAUAAUACAGUCAUACCUUGGUUUUCGAGCAACUUAGUUCACGAACAACUUGGAACUCGAAUGCCGCAAACUUGGAAGUAGAUGUUCUGGGUUGUGAGCUUUGCCUCCUGCAAAGGACGCUCCUACAGCCAAUUGGAAGCCGCACCUUGGUUUCCGAACAUUUCAGAAGUCGAACGAACUUGCAGAACGCAUUCUGUUUGAAAACCAAGGUACGGCUGUAUACAUAAAGGUAUUUCCAGCUGUGGAUUUGAGGGUUCUUUGUGUUUUUUUCUCAUGAGCCAGCACACUUUGUUUUUUAAAUCUUUUCAAAUGUUAGGUUAUUGCCUUUAUUUUUCGAUUCCUAAUUCUUUCCUUUUUGCCAUCCGGAUGACCUUUUCAUUGUCGAGCAGCAGGGAAAUGCAGUAAACAAAUAAAUAAGCCAUGGAGGGUUGGGGGAAGAAGGUGUCCUCUCUUGAGCAUGGCGAUUGUAUGAAUUGGCCAUGUAUUCUCCUAGGUUUUCCUUCCUCUUCUCCCUUCUGUCCCCCAAAGAAUGAGAACACAUUGAAGAAUGCUUUCAUUUCAUGUAUAUCUUCACGACGUCGUUACAGUUUAGGAUUUCAGGAACUUCCUUGUGCCUUCUGGUUUGGUCCUUUAAGCUAAAAGUGCAGCAGACCCCCAUCCCUGAAACUGAGCAGGAAUGGUGUGGCAUAUGAAAAGGUGUUCCACCCUCCCAGACAGUCAUAGCUUAAUGGUAGAGCAUCAGCUUUGUAUGCAGAAGUUCCUGGGUUCAACCCCCAGUAUCUCCUGGUAGAUCUGGAAUGCCCCCUAUCUGCAACCCAGAAGAAAUUCUGUAGUUGGUGAGCUAGAUUAUCUACCGGUAAUGGUGGCUUCUAUGUUCCAGAGUGACUUGGGUAGGUUAUGCUGGCACAGUGAUCAUUACCACCCACCUACAGUUCAUUCAGGUGAGCAGUGUAGACAAAAGCCCUCCAGUAUUCUUGUAUGUCCUAUCAGGAUGAGGUAUACAUGAGAUCUCCAGGGAAUCACUCCACAAAGCUGCCAAAUGAAUUUAGUAACUAAACUAAAGAGUAGUUUUAAACCUAUAACUCCCCAGUUAAGUACUUGCAUGUUAUCUGCUGGCCCCACUUUCAACACUGAUUCAGGGAUUAUUCUAUACCACAAACCAUUCCUAACCAAAAUGAGUGACGGCAGGCAGGUCAGAGCAAAUAAGUGUACACACAUCAAAAUCCUGUGCAAGAAUAACCCAAAUCCUGUAACACAAAGAGCAGAAUCCUGUAACUUUGUCUAAGUUGUGCAAAUUGAGCACAUUUGAAUUUUUCAUAUGUUACAGUGGAUGCUCAGGUUGCGAAUGUGAUCCAUGCAGGAGGCACGUUCGCAACUCGCAGUGUUCGCAACCCGUGUCUGCGCAUGCGCUGGUCACGAUUUGGCACUUCUGCACAUGUGCAAAGCACAAUUUAGCAGUUCUGUGUGUGCCCGUGCACUGAAACCCGGAAGUAACCUGUUCCGGUACUUCCGGGUUCGGCAUGGAGCACAACCUGAAAAGACGCAACCUGAAGCGGCUGUAACCCAAGGUAUGACUGUAUUAGUCUUUAGAAGGGGCAAACACACACACACCCAAAACCCUAUACAGGAAACGAAGACUUGGCCUCCGACUACUGGAAAAUAUUCAGCAACUCCUCUGGCUUCUGAGAUUUCACCAGGUGUUACUUACAUCCUUUUAAGCAUAUAUCUUCAGUCACAAGAAAUCCAUGAGAAAGUUGCUUUAGAACACAAGAGCAAGCAGAAUGGUUUGGGAAACAGAAUUCCGGUCGGAGCACCAAUUGUGGAUAGCAAUUCUGAAAAGAUAAUGACAGUCUCCUGAGUUCAUGUAUGUGUUAAAUAUAUACACCAAGGACCAAAUCUACUCUUGCACUAUUGUUUAAGCAAGAAAAGUUGCUUUUGGGGUCCGGUAAUUGGUACUGGAGAAGAGCUGGGGAAAAGGUAAAGCACCCAUUUCUCUUCACACACCCCCUGGCCCCCUGCACCAGCUUUCCUGUCUAAGGAGUUCUAAAUUAGUGUUUUCCUCCAUUUGGAACUCUGAGCUGUGGGUGGGGAGCUGACAAACAAGCAGGGGGUAAGCAGGAAGGUGUAAGAAAAGCCUAAGCACCAAAGUGGCUUUUGCUUCUUCAAGCACUUAGUUUUGAAUAUACAAGGCUCUCUAUCAAGGCACCGGUAGGAUGGGAGUAUGAGAAGCAGCAAAGAAGACUGAGAAGCAUGGCCAAUGGUUAGGGAUGAUGGGUGUUGUAGUACAAUAACAUCUGAUGAGCCUGUGUUUCCUCAGUCCUGCCCUAUGCUGUACUUUUCUUCACUCUAAUACAGAUAAACUUUGCCUUAAUUUCCAACAACUGUGUUUAGGAAAACUCUGGAAACCAAUCAAAAGUGCUUCACUUUUCAGUUCAGCUGCCCACUUAAAAGUAGCUGAUCUGUUAUUGAAUUUUUUAGUCACUUUUUGUUGUGUAUUAAAUGACUUCCACGGAACUUUUAUGUAUUAUGUUUAUGUACCGGUACUACUAUUGUAGAAUCAUAGAAUCACAGAACUGUAGAGUUGGAAGGGAUCCCGAGGGUCAUCUAGUCCAACCCCCCUGCAAUGUAGGAAUCUCAACUAGAUCAUACAUGGCAGACGGCCAUCCAACCUCUGCUUAAAAACCUCCAAGGAAGGAGAGUCCACCACUUAUCGCAGGAGUCUGCUCCACUGCCGAACACCUCUUCUUCCUGAUGUUUAGUCAGAGUGGCUGGGGAAACCCGCCCAGAUGGGCAGGGUAUAAAUGUUGUUGUUGUUCGUUUGUUCUGGUACUAACCUCUGGAGCUGGAAGAAACAAGUUUGUUUCAUCUUCCAUGUGACAGCUCUUUAGAUAUUUGUAGGCUGCUUAUAUUCUAAACUUCUUUGAGCACAAACAUGUUGUUGAAAAUGCAGUAUAUAAAUGCAUUGACUAUGGCUAAUAAAUAAUAUCUAGACAUCAUUUGGACAUUUCCUUGGUAGAUGGCAUUCACAGAAACAUAUGAAGGCUGGAGGUUCCUUGUUGGGAUCUCUGGUAACCUGUAAAUACCUUUUAUAUCUCUAGCAUGCAAGAUCAAAGGUGUGUGUAUUAUGUGUGAACGUAAAGGUGGUAGUCAUCUAAGGCCUCAUCUGCAGUAUACAUUCAAAGCUGCAUUAAACAAUCAUGACUUCCCUCAAUGAGUUAUUGAAACUAUUGUUUGUCAAGGGUGCUGAGAGUUGUGAGGUUGUCCUAUUCCCCUCACAGAGCUACACUUUUUAGAUUGGAUUAAAAGGUCUAUCCCUCUUCCUCAGGAUUCUUUGGGUGAAGGCAUGACUGUGAAGUGACAUGAGACUGCUUUAAAUAUAUAGCACAGAAGAUGGGAGUUGUAAUAAAGUGUAGAUGGCCCAAUGGGAAAUGGGAACUCAUUGCAUUUUGCAACUUUAGGGGUAUAUCUGCUCUAACAAAGAGACUAGAGGUGAAUGACAGGUUACUCAGCACCAAGGUUGAAAACUUCAGAUAGUGUUGAACUCUCCACUUCCAUCAGUCCCAGUGAGUCUGGUGGUUCCCUCACUGCGAGAAGCGAAGUUACAGGGAACCAGGCAGAGGUAGUGUUGUCUGCCCUGUGGAACGCCCUCCCAUCAGAUGUCAAGGAAAUAAACAACUAUCUGACUUUUAGAAGACUUCUGAAGGCAGCCCUGUUUAGGGAAGUUUUUAAUGUCUGAUGUUUUAUUGUGCUUUUCAUUCUGUUGGGAGCCACCCAGAGUGGCUAAGGAAACCCAGCCAGAUGGGCGGGGGUAUAAAUAAAUAAAUUAUUAUUAUUAUUAUUAUUAUUAUUAUUAUUAUUAGGUAUUAAUAAGAGUCAGAGUCUCAUGAUGUCUGGAUGGCUACUCCCUAUUCUACACAUACUGCAUAUGCCUCAGUUGGAUGCCUGAUCCUAGCUGUUUAUUUAUUGGAAAUACCACUUUUCCUCACAUAUGCUUGGAUCCUCCUCACUAGGUUUUCUGUGAUGGGUCCAGUCCUGGAGUGGAGUUCUGCUCAUGGGAUGCUCCUGCCAGUAGAAGCGGGAGGGAUGCAGCAUUCAUCCCUGCAGACCUGCAUGUGUAUAGAGAUGUGCUCUUCAUGGAUGCAGGGCUGUCGAUCACAUGGAAAGCCUGUGUCUGCAACACUGUUAUCUGUGUAGGCACCUGUUUCAAAUAUUCUGCUGAACGAUACAUGCUGACUGGGGCUGAUGGAAGUUGGAGUCCAAAAUGUCUAGAGGUCACCAGGUUGGGGAAGGCUGGGCCAAAUUGUGAUAUGCACGUAUUUCCCCAGGAAACAAUACACCUUCCUUUGACCCACAGAAGUUUGUUUUAUGGCUAACUUCCUGCUCAUGCAUCCCUCUCUUGGUACCCGAGCUAAUGGCUCUGUGGCUUCUCACUUCUGCAUUAGCAGAGGGGUGGGGCAGGGAGCACUAACAUCUUGUGGGCAUAAAGAGCAGCUUUCUGAUCAUUCCUGGCAAAUUUGCCCUGAGGCACCAUGCUGGUUUGAAAGCCAUUCUGUCCAGAUCCUAACUUAGCUGGACUGCCCAUCCCCUUGGGUAGUUGUAAACAAUGCAUCUUUCACAAGAGUGCUCCACUGAUACUUUGCUCAGAGUUCAGCUAGCCUAGCCAAGCAGAGUGCUGAUGUGGCCUCCAUUCAGUUCAUUGUUCUGCCUAAAAAUGCGCAACCCUCUGCACAUGGAGAUCCUUCCUUGAUAUAUUAAAUCCAUAAUUUCAUGUGUCGGCUACUUGGCUCUGCCCAGCAUUUAGUGGCAGGUGAAAACAGGAAAAUGUAAGGCAAGUUGAGUGAUUGUGCGGCAAAGGAGGAGCUGAGUUCAUUCUUUCCCUCUGGCCGAGAUUGUUCUUGUCAUUGUGGGAUAUGUUUUUCCUUGUCUUAUUAAAGAUGGAACCUUUUAGGCAGCAUCUGGUUGAGCUUGUUGUGCCAGUGCAAAUGGACAUUGUCUCUCUGAAGGAAAGGAUGAGUGCUGGAACGGGGAUGUCAAUAACUGCUGGCUGCUGGUGGGGAGUGAGGGAGAGGGGGAAAGCAAAAUCUCAGCAUAAAAAAAUUCUGAUCACACAUGUCUACAGUCAGAAUACUGUCUGAGAGCAGGGAGAGGCAACGCAACUUGGUGACAGAGCAUAUGUUCUUCACGAAUAAGCUCCCAAAGUCUGGCUUUCGACCUCCAGAGAAACUGUAAAGCAGCUGCCAGCCAUAUUGGGUUUGAUCAGCCUUGCCUGGACUGCUGCCUCCCCAACGUUGUGCUGUUGAACUUCAACUUCCAUUAUUCCUGACCAUAGUCCAAUUCUGCUUUUCUAAAUUGGUUACAUUCUGCUGAUGCAGUCACAGAUGUAGAUGUUGUCAAUAGUUGCAUGCCACAGUGCAUUCCUAUGCAGGCUUACUUAGAAGUAAGUACUCUGGAGAAGCUGCUGGGAAAUGAUAUAUCAUGAGAUAUAUGUUGAAAUAUACAUUUAUUUUAAAAAAAACCAGAAGCAUUUUUUACUUGGUAAUGUAGGCGAGGAUAUUAGUAGACAAGAUAUCAAAUUGUUUUUAUACGCAAAUACGGUUGCAAGAGUAUUAUUGGCACAGAAAUGGAAGCAAAAAAGAAUUACCGACGAAAAAGGACUGGCAGAUGAAAUUAAUGGACUAUGCAGAAUUAGAUAAGAUGACAGGGAGAAAUUGAAACCGGUGGGAUCAGAGGUUCCUAGAAGAUUGGAGUAAUAAUAAUAAUAAUAAUAAUAAUAAUAAUAAUAAUAAUAAUUUUUUACUUAUACCCCGCCCAUCUGGCUGAGUAUAAGAGUAAAUAUGUGAAUUAUUUGAAAAUGAACUGUAAUCAACAGACUGUGCUGGUAGGACUGCAAGGAGUUUUGUAAGGAAGACUAUAUGAAAUAUUGCAGGGGAAAUUUAUGAAAAGGAUUAUUAGUUAUGGAUUAGUAAAAGUAAUAGUGAAAAUAAUGAUGAAGAUUGAAAAAUCAUUAGACGGAAGUCCUUGGCUUAUAGCCAAAAUAUUGUAUAAGAUAAGAAGAGGUGUUAUGUGGUGUUUGGAAAUAUAUGCAAUAUAUAUAUAUAUAAGUACUCUAUUACUCAAGUGGGCCUUACUCCCAGGUAGGUGUGUAUGAUUGCCCCUUGACGUGAGAGGUGUCAUUAGACUAAUCUGUUGUUUAACUUUCUCAAUACAAAUGUGACUAGUAAUGCACACAGAAUUGAAUUUAUUUUGGGCCAGCAUUUAUUUAAAUCUGUGAGAGCUUUGAUUGAGGGUUGGCUUAUUGAAGUUUGUGUUUCCAAGUCCCAGUAGGACAAAAUAUGCUUUAAUCAGAGUUAAACUAAUCCAUGUGAAAAUCCUAGUGAAGAUUAGGCUGCUGUAAUGAUAUCCAUGUAUGUAUGUAUGUAUCUAUGUAUGCUGGUCAAAAUGAAUUCUACAUAGAAACCUGGAAUUUCAUUGACUUAUUAAUGUGGGGCAGCCCCCCCCCCCUUUGGCAACUGCAGAUUUAAACUUCCUCAAAUAAAGCCACUCAUACCCAUAAACUGUACAAAAUUGUAUCAAAAGACAAACCAUUUUUUAAAAUCACAUAUUGGCCCUGACAUUUUUAUUUUGCCCUAAAACAAAGUAGGGUUCUCCCCCUCCCCUUAAUCUUGCAUUGUUUCAUCACUGCUCCAUAUAUUUUAAAUGGGUUAUAAGACAAAAUUCAUAAAGCACUGAAUAAUCAUAAUUUAAAACUUAACUGUAGCCUUUGUGCCAGAAAGUAUCUAUUCUGACCUUUGCCUAAAAAGGAUAUCUUUCUCAGAAAAAAAUCCAACUUGCAGGAAAAAGAAGUCAUCAACAAUUUCAUUGGUAAGAGUGUCCGUUAAACUUCAUCAUCAGUGGAUGCAUUCAAUUUACAAUGAGAUUCUAGGGAAACGGUAAUUAUAUGAAAUGCUUUUCAAACUGUUUUUAUUCUAAUAGCUUUUUUACUUUAUUUACAGCACAAUCCUAUAUACAGUAUGUCUACCCAGAAGUAUAUCCCAUUGAGUUCAAUUGCGUUUACUCCCAUGUAAAUGAAUAUGGGAUUACAGCCUUAAACUUUUUAUUUUAUCAAUAGAUCUUGCCAUAUGCAUAUAUUUAACUAUAAUAUAAGGUGUCUGACGAGCCUUUUUAUAGUGAUUGAAGACCUUCCAGCAGUAUUCUGUUUCUAUUCCUUCUAUGCUUUUAUUUCUUCUUGUUGUUAUUACUUAAUUGGUCACCAUUUCUUGAUGUUCUGUUUGCAUCAAGUCUUCUAAAAACCCAAGCAAAAGCCAAAUUGGAGACUUAGGUAAUGAUUAUAAAGAUUUAGUUCUAAUAAUUUGUGUUCCUUUGUCCUAAAUAAUUUCCCCCCUCCACUGCAUAUGCAUGUCAUUGGCAGUGCACCUGGCGUUCCCAUAUUGAAUUUGCUUAUCUUAACAAGGGGUAAGAUGCCAUUUCUUAUGCUGUUUUUUAUUAGCUUAUCUCAUUAGCAAAGGCGGCAUUUCACUUUUCAUGAGUUUUCUCCCCCUACGUAUUGCUCCUUUUAAGAUUCAACCUUUGAAUGUUUUAACAGUCACCUCCUCAUGUAACAAACUAUGCACUAUUGAUAAAAGUCAAUUAAAAAACUUUCAAAAGUUCCUCUGCAGCCCAUCUUCACAUUUGAGCCACAGUUACUUUUGUGGAAACAAUGAAAUAACAAAGAUCUGUUGUUACAAUCACAGAUACAGUAUUACCAUCUUGAAUUCCCCCUCCUUUUAAAAAGAUGCAUUCCAUAAUAUUGUUACAACGACACCGUUCCCGUAAUUACAAACUUUCUGUUAGUAUCCUUACUCUUCAUUGAAGAAGACUGGUAUUGUAGGUAAUGUAUCUAAAAUCAAUUCAUAUUUUGACUGUUUCCCAGUUUGAUAAUAAUAUUUUCACCAAUAGAUGUUGUGUACAGCUUUUCCAUUCAUACCAUUGACAUGACAUUUAAUGGCACAUAUUUAUCAUCAUCAGGGGCGGAUCUAAUAUGAAACUAAUGAAGCUUAAGUUUCAGGGCCCCUAAUCCC
Molecule: messenger RNA, 11313 nt
Organism: Zootoca vivipara (common lizard)
Lineage: Eukaryota; Metazoa; Chordata; Lepidosauria; Squamata; Lacertidae
Source: RefSeq, a predicted model, not a curated record